This is a messenger RNA of Closterium sp. Yama58-4, 5577 nucleotides long. NCBI's taxonomy places the organism in Eukaryota, Viridiplantae, Streptophyta, Zygnematophyceae, Desmidiales, Closteriaceae. The record is from the annotation of a GenBank genome assembly.
AUGAUUUUGAAAUGUAUCUAUACGGAGUUAACAUCGGUAGGGUUAGAGCCGAGCGAUAAGAAGACGCCGGUGAACAAGUGGGAGCUAUACGGGUGGUACUCGUACAAUGUGGCCGUCAACGCAUUCAGCUCCGUCGCUAUGCCCAUCUUCUUCCCGCUCCUGCUUCUCCUGCUCGCCGAAGCACACGCGUGGCUGCAGGCGGGGGACUCGAAACCGCCCAACUGCAGCGACUCCGUGUCGGUCAACUGCGUCAAAUGCAUUCCGGGACGCGGCGACCAGCUCGUCACCGCUGCAGGGUACCAGGACCUGAUUCUGCCGAUGGUGCACGCGGGUCCCCUGGCCGUGAACCCCGUGUCAUACGCCACCAUCAUCAUCGGCAUCGCUGUCAUCUGCCAAGUGCUCGCGCUCAUCUCCUUCGGCCCUUUCACGGACUUCGGCACUGGCCGCAUGGACCUGCUCAAGGUGGGAACGCUGAUCGGCGUGGUGACGUCCAUUGUGAUCGGCGUGCUGGGCGACAGCUCCUACUGGUGGUUCGCUGGCCUGCUCGUCAUCAUUGCCAACGUCGGCUACGGCCUCUGCACCGUCAGCUACAACAGCUACCUGCCUGUGCUGGUGGAUGCCACGCCAGCAGUGAUGCACGCUGAGGUGUCAGGCGACAAGGAGAAGAUUGCGUCCAUCCGGGAACAGGUUGAGAACCGAAUCUCUCUCAUUGGUCUUGCGGCGGGCUGUCUAGCAGACGUGGUGGCAACCCUAGCAGCGUUCGUCAUCACGCUCGCCGCCACCACCGACCUGCUCAAGAUGCGCCUCGCAGGGGCGUUCUGCGGCUUCUGGUGGCUUGUCUUCUCCAUCUUCACCUUCCUCUGGCUCCGCACCCGCCCGGGCCCCCCGCCGCCCGCCUCCGCCACCGCGGGCGGCAACGCCGCCCUGACCAUCGCCGCCAGCUGGCGGCACAUGGGCGCGCUGGUGUCCGAGGCGCGGCGGUACCGAAACGCGUUUGUGUUCAUGCUGUGUUACUUCAUCUACGCGGAUGGAUUCUCCACUGUGAUUCAAGUCGGUGUGCUGUUCGGGCAGCAUGACCUGUGUGUCGAACCGGCAAUGCUCGCAGUCAUUGCAACCUCGGUCUCCUUCUGGGCUGCGCUUGGGAUGCCGUUGGCCUACCACCUGCAGAAAAAGCUGGCGUGGAACAACAAGACGAUGGUCGUAGCGCUGCUGACAGCCAUGCUGCCGCUGCCGCUCUGGGGUUUGCUAGGGUAUUUUACCCCGGACGGCGGGCUCGGGCUGAAGGCGUCGUGGGAGCUGUUUGCUUAUUCCGGGUGGUUUGGGUUCUGCCUGGGCCCGCUGAUCUCCUACUCACGCACGCUGUUUGUGGACCUCAUUCCCAAGGGCCGUGAGGGCGCCUUCUUCUCACUCUAUGCCAUCAGCGACAAGGGCAGCUCGUGGCUCGGGCCGUUCGUGGUGGCUGCUAUUGCUCAGUUCACGGGGAAGAUCCGGCCCGCCUUCGUGUACAUCUUCAUCGUGAUGCUCGUGCCAAUCUUCUUCCUCAACACAUACCUGGAUUACUCGCAAGGACUCAAGGAAUCGGGCCGGCACGACGGGCACGGGCAGCAGCCUGUUGCGGAUGAUGCGGUUGAGCUUGGGGAGGAAGAGCGUGUCCCUCUCACCCAGCAAAUCGUUUUUUCACGGAAUCGGACUAUGGCACACAACAGCUGGGAAGCUGACAAAAUGCUGGAUGUGUACAUUUACGACUACCUGUGCAAGCGAGGCCUACCGAAAUCCGCGGAGACGUUUCUUGCCGAGGCGAAAGUCUCGUCAGACCCCGUCGCCAUUAAUGCUCCGGGAGGUUUCCUUUUCGAGUGGUGGUCGGUGUUCUGGGACAUAUUUAUCGCACGGACAAAUGAAAAGCAUUCUGAAGUCGCGGCUUCCUAUAUCGAGACUCAGCAGAUCAAAGCGAGGGAGCUGCAGCGGCAGCAGAGGGCCCAGCAGAGGCAGCAGCUGAAGCAAGAGCUAGGUGGUGGUGCCAUCCAGCAAUCCCCACACCAGGCAACCCAGCAGGCCGUGACCCCGCAACAGCUGAACCAGCAGACGCAGCAGCAGCAGGGGAGAGAGGAUUCAAUGCAGCAGGAUGAUCAGCAACUGCCCCAGUCCGUGGAGAGCAAGGCAGACGUGCAUGCGGUCAUGUCUGGGAGGGCCGGCUCAGCCAUAUCGGACAAUGCACUCGCGUCCAUGGCACAAGGCAUAUCAUCAGCUGCUAGGUCGGCUCAGCUGCAGCAAAUGAAGGGUAACUGGCCUGCAGGCCUUUCGAUCGCGCGUCUCUUCAACUCGCCCCAGUACCAGAUGCUCUCGCCAAUACAGCAGCAGCACCUGCUUCAGCAGGCACAGGCUCAGGGCCUCAUCACCAACGCAGGCGCGCUAGCAGGGCUUGCAGGCGCAGGGGGAGGCGCAGGGGGCGCUGCAGGGGGAGCAGCAGGGGCAGGCGCAGCAGGGGGAAUGCAAGGGGGAGGGGGCGGGGGAGCUGGGGCGGCGAGCGGUGGGGCGGGUUUGGGCGGCAAUCUGCCCGGACGGGCAGCAGGAGGGACGUCUUUGGUGGGAUUCGGGGCGGGUAUGGCAACAGAAAUGGAAAACCGGCAGCUGAGGCAGUUACUGAUGCGAGCGAUGGGCGCACAGGGCGCCAUGGGGGGGCUGAUGGGCGCACAGGGCGCCAUGGGGGGGCUGAUGGGCGCACAGGGCGCCAUGGGGGGGCUGAUGGGCGCACAGGGCGCCAUGGGGGGGCUGAUGGGCGCACAGGGCGCCAUGGGGGGGCUGAUGGGCGCACAGGGCGCCAUGGGGGGGCUGAUGGGCGCACAGGGCGCCAUGGGGGGGCUGAUGGGCGCACAGGGCGCCAUGGGGGGGCUGAUGGGCGCACAGCAAUUCUUCGGCAUGGAAGGGACUCUCUCAGGCGAGCCGUCCCCGGGGAACCAGCUGGUGGAGCUGGAGCGGUUUGGGGUGGGGGACGAUGGGUCGCUGGACGACAAUGUGGACUCGUUUCUGUCGACUGACGACGGGGAUGGCCGCGAGCCGCUGUUCUGCACCGGCAAGCGCAGCAGCAUGGGUAGCAUGGACGGCAAAGGUUUCUCCUUCACGGAGUACGGGUGCCUAAGGGCCAGCUCCACCAAGGUGGUGUGCUGCCACUUCUCCCAGGACGGCAAGCUGCUCGCUAGUGCCGGCCAUGACAAGACGGCUGUGUUGUGGGAGAUGGAUUCGCUCUCCAUGCGCGCCACUCUGGAGGGCCACUCGCUGCUCAUCACCGACGUGCGCUUCAGCCCCAGCCUGCCACGUGUUGCCACGUCAUCCUUUGACAAGACCGUGCGCGUGUGGGACAUCGACAAUCCCGCCUUCCCCCUGCGCACGCUAGCGGGCCACAUGACUUCUGUGGUGUCUCUCGACUUCCACCCAGAGGACGAGGAUCUUCUGUGCUCCUGCGAUGCUGAUGGGGAGAUUCGCUAUUGGAGCGUCAACCAAGAGAUGUGCACUCGAGUCUUCAAGGGCGCCACCACGCAGGUGCGCUUUCAGCCGCGCAUGGGGCGGCUGCUGGCAGCAGCGGCCGAGUCGGUGGUCUCGAUAUUCGACGUCGAGACAGAGGCGUGUUUGCGUACACUCGAGCAACGGCAUAGCAAGCCAGUGCACUCAGUUUGCUGGGACGCAACAGGCGAGUUUAUAGCCUCUGUCUCAGAGGAUGCGGUGCGAGUGUACGCGCUGGGGCCGGGCAACGGGGGAGAGUGUGUGCACGAGCUGGUCAGCAGCGGCAACAAGUUCCACUCCUGCACCUUCCACCCCAAGUACCCCUCGCUGCUCGUCAUCGGCUGCUACCAGUCAUUGGAGCUAUGGAACAUGGUGGAGAACAAGAGCAUGAUUGUGCAAGGGGCUCACGACGGGCUUAUCGCUGCACUUGCACAUUCCCAGGCACGUGGGCUCGUUGCGUCAGCAAGCCAUGACAAAUGCCCGACAGAUGCGAGCUCCGAGUUCAAGCUUCCUGCUCCUAAAAAGGCGGCAGGAAUUCAAGUCCAAUCUCGUUUCAUGCAAACUCCCGCAGCCUCCCGUCGCGAAGGUUCCAUGAUCCACACUCCUGGUACGCGUCUCUCCUCAAUGCACGCGCCAUCCACCGCCGCGAAAAGCGCCGUCAGAGGCGGCGCCAGCAGUGUUACAGGCCGAGUUUCCGCGACUCCCCGCGCGAGCCUCACCCCCGCGCAAACCUCUGCGGGAUCCCGCGCGGGAGCCAGCAGAGGCGGCGGAUCCACCACGGGGCUGGUGAGCGGAGCCAGCGCUGGCGGAAGAGGCGCAUCGGGGGCAGGCGGAGCAGGCGGAACAGGCGGCGCAGGUUUCCGCGCGGUCCCCAGUGCUGCAAAAGGCUUUCCGCAGGCAGCGGGGAGGGGGAGAUUUGAAGGGCCUCAAUAUCAAACUCCCGGGGGGAGAGGGCGAGGGGGAAAUGUAUACCAGACACCUCAUGGUGGAGGAGGAGGAGGGAUCAAGGGACGCCUUUUCCAGACUCCCAUGGCUGGAAAAGGGGAAGGAGGAAUGGGUGCUAGCGGAAGGGAGGGGAGAGUGGCGAUGGUGGGACGAGGAGACAGAACGGGUGCAGCAACAGGGGAGGCGAGGCGAAAAGAUGGAGGAGGGGAUAGAGCAGGUGGCAGGGGAGGUGGUGGCAGAGGUGGUGGGGGAGGUGGUGGAGUUAACCCUGUAAACCAAAACUUUACUCUUGUUCCGUCAGGCGAGACUCUGGAGGGUGCUGAGCUGGCAGCAGCGACGGCCGCCAUGUCAGCAGCGCUGGAUGCUGAUGUGGCAGGAGCAGCUGGUUGCAAGGAUGCGUUGGUAGGAGAGAGUGAAGGGGAUGCGCAAGGGGCGGAAGGGGCUACUACCGGCGAUGACAGGGGGGAGGAGGAAGGGGCAACUAUCACUGACCGGGGUGAGGGCGAGGCAAUCAGCGGUGACAGGGGGGAACAGGAAGAAGGGAACAGCGCUGCCCUGGGGGAACCGGGAGAGGCUACUCUAGCUAGUGGGAUGCUGGCGCUACAACUGGCUCAUGCCGCUGGUGAACACAAGGAGUGGGAGCAGGCGGAAGGGGAGCUGGCGGAGGGUGAGCAGGCGGAAGAGCUGGCGGAAGGAGUGUAUGCAGAAGGGGAGCAGGUGGUGGGGGAGCGGGCGGACCGGGAGCAGGCGGACGGGGAGCAGGCAGACGGGGAACAGGCGGACGGGGAGCAGGCGGACGGGGAGCAGGCGGAGGGGGAGAAGACGGAAGGGGAGCAGGCGGACGGGGAGCAGGCGAUGGGGGAGCAGGCGGAGGGGGAGCAGGCGGAAAGGGCGAGAGGCUCUGUGAGUAGUGACGGCAGUGGUUCGGAGAGAAGUGAAAGGGGCGAGAGAGGCGAGAGGGGCGAGAGGGGCGAGGAGGAAGAGAUGGUGCCGGCAGUGGCUGCUGUGAUGGAGGAGUUGUCUGGGAUCCCGUGGUCUACUCAAGGAGCGAUUGUGAGCAACAAGGAUUUGCAGGUGCAGGCGAUGCUGGUGCUGCAGGAAGAGGCGGCAGAGGAGAGAAACAGGGAGAGCAUG